Molecule: messenger RNA, 1268 nt
Organism: Motacilla alba alba
Lineage: Eukaryota; Metazoa; Chordata; Aves; Passeriformes; Motacillidae
Product: STAM-binding protein-like
Exons: 8
Coding region: 186-1268 (360 amino acids)
Biological process (GO): protein K63-linked deubiquitination
Cellular component (GO): cleavage furrow; endosome
Molecular function (GO): metal-dependent deubiquitinase activity; K63-linked deubiquitinase activity; protein binding
Source: RefSeq, a predicted model, not a curated record
GGCCGCCGUGACGUCACGACGCGCGGCGUUCCCCCCUAAGGAAGCGGAAGCCGCGUACCCGGACGUUGAGGCGGCUUCUGAUUGGCAGCCGAGAGCGAGGCCGCGGCAGGUGGGGAAGAACCCGGAAGUGCUGAGGGGAAACGGCGGCCGCCCGCGCCAGCCGCGGUGGCGUCCCCGGCGCGGCCAUGCCGGGCGCGGGCGGUGCCAGCCUGGCUCCCGAGGAGCGCGUGCGGCGCCUGGUGCGGGCGGGCAGCAGCGUGCAGGUCAGCGAGGACGUGCCCCCGCGCCGCUACUUCCGCUCGGGCGUCGAGAUGCUGCGCAUGGCCACGGUCUACUGCCAGGAGGGCAACCUGGAGCACGCCUUCAUCCUCUACCACAAGUACAUCACGCUCUUCAUCGAGAAGCUGCCGCAGCACCGCGACUACAAAAACGCCGCCAUCCCUGAGAAGAGGGAGACGGUCAGAAAACUGAAGGAAGUAGCCUUUCCCCGAGCCGAAGAGCUCAAGGAGGAGCUGCUAAAGAGGUACGCCCAGGACUAUGCUAAGUACAAGGAGCAGGAGCAGCAGCUGGAGGAGGAGAAGACUCGGGUAGCCCUGAUGAAGCAGCAGCAGGCAGAGCAGGAGCAGUUCCACGCCUUCGAGGAGAUGAUCCGGCAGCAGGAGCUGGAGAAGGAGCGCCUGAGGAUAGUGCAGGAGUUUGGGAAGCCAGAGCCGGAGUCUGUGGAUGGACCCCUCAUCCCUGGCGUGGAAAAGCCCCCGACAGAUUUAGCCCCAAAGGUUCCGGUCUCUCCGCUUCACCCAGCAAGUCCAUCAGCGAGGACUGUGCCGUCCAAACCUCCUGUUGUGGACAGAUCUUUGAAGCCCAGUGCUUUGGGGAGCACAGAGAACAGUGCAGCUGUGGAUGUCCUUCGCCAGGUCAUUGUCCCCAGGGAGCUGUGCCACAAGUUCCUGCAGCUGGCUGAUGCCAACACCGUGCGGGGCGUGGAGACCUGUGGGAUCCUCUGUGGGAAGCUGAUGAGGAACGAGUUCACCGUCACCCACGUCAUCGUCCCCAAGCAGCUGGGGGGCCCCGACUCCUGCACCACGGAGAGCGAGGAGGAGCUCUUUGUCAUCCAGGACCAGCACGGCCUCGUCACCCUGGGCUGGAUCCACACCCACCCCACCCAGACAGCCUUCCUGUCCAGCGUGGACCUGCACACCCACUGCUCCUACCAGAUGAUGCUGCCGGAGUCCAUCGCCAUCGUGUGCUCUCCCAAAUACCAGGAGUGA